Molecule: messenger RNA, 1602 nt
Organism: Phragmites australis (common reed)
Lineage: Eukaryota; Viridiplantae; Streptophyta; Magnoliopsida; Poales; Poaceae
Product: ASC1-like protein 3
Exons: 6
Coding region: 379-1221 (280 amino acids)
Biological process (GO): ceramide biosynthetic process
Cellular component (GO): endoplasmic reticulum; membrane
Molecular function (GO): sphingosine N-acyltransferase activity
Source: RefSeq, a predicted model, not a curated record
AACUUCAAAUCGAAUCUGUCCAUUUGAUCCAGGAAACGCAACGGAAGGGGGGCUCGCUAGCUCGACAGAGACGACAAGGGAGAUCCCACGCCCAGCACAACACUCACACUGCCACGCACAUCGUCCUCCUCCCCCUCCCCUCCUCGCCCUCGUGCGUGCCCGUCUCCUCCUCCUACCCCGCGCGACUAGUAGAAAUAGCGCGUGCCGCCUGGGUCUCUCGCCGAAACCACCCUCGCCACCAAUCCGACCCGACCCGGCCCUUCACAUCAUCCGCGGGCGCUUUGGCGGCCGUCGCGUGUGGCGUCGCCGUGCGUUCGUGGUGGUGCGUGACGCGUGGUGCCGCCGAGGGGCGGAGGAGGUCGUUCGGCGGCGGCGGCGAUGGCGAUCCGCGGCACGGAGGUGGCGUCCGUCACGCUCCUCUUCUCCCUCGCCUUCUUCUGCGCCCGCUUUCUGCUCGACCGCCUCGUCUACAAGCCAUUGGCAGUUUACUUUUUCAACACCAAAGCUUCUAAGUUGAUGAAUGAUGAGGCCAGGCAAGCAAAGAUUGUCAAGUUCUCAGAGUCCAUUUGGAAACUUACAUACUAUGCUUCUGUUCAAGCGUGGGUCCUCUUGAUAAUAAAGCAGGAACCAUGGUCAUUGGAUACCAUGCAAUACUUUGAUGACUGGCCGAAUCAACCCAUCUCGUCCUCAUUGAUGCUUUUAUACAUGUGCCAGUGUGGAUUUUAUAUCUACAGCAUUGGUGCUCUUGUUGCUUGGGAAACCCGCAGAAAAGACUUUGCUGUAAUGAUGUCUCAUCAUGUAAUAACAUCUACUCUCAUUGGAGUCUCAUAUCUGACCGGAUUUUUCCGAAUUGGGACAAUCAUUCUCGCUUUGCAUGAUGCAAGUGAUGUGUUUCUUGAGACUGCCAAAUUGUGCAAGUACACAGAAAAGGAACUAGGGGCUAGCGUGUUUUUUGGUCUCUUUGCAAUCUCCUGGCUCCUAUUGCGCCUGAUUUACUUCCCUUUUUGGAUAAUCAAAACAUCUAGCUAUCAUUCUAUCACUUUCUUGAGGAAGCUGGAUGAAUUUCCGACUACUUUGUACUACAUUUUCAACACGAUGCUUCUCACAUUGCUUGUGUUCCAUAUGUACUGGGGGAAACUCAUAUGGUUGAUGAUCAAGAGACAAUUGAAUAAUAAAGGACAAGUUGGAGAUGAUGUUCGAUCUGAUUCCGAGGAUGAGUGAUGGGGAGAUUCUUUGACAUCCGCAAUGUGCCACUUCUUUGCUGAUACUUUUCUAUGCCUGCUUUCCAGAAUUGAUUGUUUUGAUCUUGGCAAGCUUGGGGCAGGAUAAGAAAGUUUGGUCUCCCUAUAUUGCCUUAUGAUAUCGAAUAUGCCUAGACCGAGAAUGGAGCAGGUCCUAUACAUGACGGGUAUAGCUAGCAACUUACUUGAAGGUUCCUUCAAAAAUUUUGGUUCACCUUUUUUGAUAUGGGAGAAGACCUGAGAGGGCCUGUUCUAUAGCUUUUUCCUGAAGCUUACAGAACCCCUCUGUACCAUGUUCAGUAUACUUCACCUGUGAGUAGAUUUAGUUCUAAUUCAUGGUAAUAAAUUGAUUUUUUGGUCA